This is a messenger RNA of Taeniopygia guttata (zebra finch), 1893 nucleotides long. Its product is annotated as phosphatidylinositol 3,4,5-trisphosphate 3-phosphatase TPTE2. The record is from RefSeq and is a predicted model, not a curated record. NCBI's taxonomy places the organism in Eukaryota, Metazoa, Chordata, Aves, Passeriformes, Estrildidae. Gene Ontology annotation, biological process: monoatomic ion transport; transmembrane transport; dephosphorylation. Gene Ontology annotation, molecular function: monoatomic ion channel activity; phosphatidylinositol-3,4,5-trisphosphate 3-phosphatase activity. Gene Ontology annotation, cellular component: membrane; cytosol.
CGGGCGGCGCGGGGCGGCGGGGCCGUUAUCAUGGCAGCGGGCGGGUCCGCCCAGCCCUCCCCGGAGCGGCCCGGCCCGGCCCGGGAACAGCCGGGCAGCACCGCCGGGCCCCUUGUCCGCAGCCCGGGGGCGCAGAGGCGUGUCCGACCUUCGCGCCUCAGCACGGUCAGCAGGACCACAACAACAGGCAAAAUGACAGCUGUGAGGUUUGAGCAAGGGACCCCGCCAAGAGAAUCAUCUGGAUCUCCAACAGCUGAAGAGGCCACAGUAAAGAUUGAUAAUGGUCGUGAUGAGAGCAAUGGACCAGACACCUGUCCCAAUGCAACUAGGAGAAAAAUUGCCCCCUUUGUGAUGUCAUUUGGAUUCAGAGUAUUUGGAGUUGUACUUAUCAUUGUGGACAUUAUAGUUGUGAUUCUGGAUCUGGCUAUCAGUGAGAGAAAGAAGGGUACAGAGAUUCCUGAACGUGUUUCCCUGGCAAUAGCACUCUUCUUUCUCAUCGAUGUUCUCCUAAGGGUGUUUGUUGAAGGCUUCAGGAACUAUUUCCAGUCCAAACUGAAUAUUUUGGAUGCAUGUAUAGUGGUGGGCACCCUGUUAAUUAAUUUGACAUACUGCUUCUUAGAUGUUGAUGCAGCAAAGGAGAUACCAAGAAUGGUUAUUUUCCUCCGAAUUCUGAGAAUUGUCAUCUUGAUAAGAGUAUUUCGUCUGGCUUCACAAAAGCAGCAACUUGAAAAGGUGACCAGGAGAAUGGUCUCUGAAAACAAAAGACGUUAUGUGAAAGAUGGCUUUGAUCUGGAUCUCACUUACAUUACUGAUCGAAUUAUUGCAAUGUCGUUUCCAUCUUCUGGGAAGCAGUCUUUCUACAGGAAUCCCAUAAAGGAAGUUGCAAGAUUUUUGGACACCAAACAUCCAGGCCACUAUAAAGUCUACAAUCUCUGCAGUGAACAAGGCUAUGACUCCAAGUACUUUCACUACAGGGUGGAAAGGAUCUUCAUUGAUGACCACAAUGUCCCAUCACUACAGGACAUGCUGAAAUUCACUUCCAAUGUCCGUGAAUGGAUGAGUCAAGAUGAGAAGAAUGUCAUAGUAAUUCACUGUAAAGGGGGCAAAGGCAGGACUGGAACAAUGGUCUGUACUUGGCUCAUAGACAGCGACCAGUUUGAGAGUGCAAAGGAAAGUUUGGACUACUUUGGGGAGAGAAGAACUGAUAGAAGAACAAGUACCAAGUUUCAAGGAGUUGAAACACCCUCACAGAGUAGGUAUGUUGGGUAUUAUGAGAUCCUGAAGAACAAGUAUAACUUGGAACUCCCACCAGAGAGACAACUCAAAAUAAAAAACUUCAAAAUCCACACUAUCCGUGGAGUUGGGAAAGGCAAUGGAACGGAUAUGAAGGUGCAGAUAAUAGUAAAGAAGAGAAUUGUACUACAAUGUGUAUGUGCCAAUCAAAAAAACUGCAGGCUCUUCUUUGAUUCUGAAAGUGACACUGUAGUCAUUGGCUUGGAAGACUGCCCUGUUCUACGUGGUGAUGUGAAAGUCAGAUUUGAAUGCAGUUCUGCUCUUCCAAAAGGCUAUGAUGGCUGCCCAUUCUUUUUCUGGUUCAACACUUCCUUUAUUGAAAAUAACAGACUCUACCUUCCCAGGAAUGAGCUGGAUAACCCUCACAAGUCUAAAACAUGGAAAGUCUAUCAUGAGACAUUUGCUGUGGAGGUGAACUUUAUUAAUGCAUAAGGGAAAUCUGAAAGAAGGAAAACAUGUAAAAUUCAUCUCUUUCCUGGAGAAUGUCUUGCUGUUUCAGUAUAAAGUGAAGCAGUGUCACUUGGAUGUAUCUACACAGAAAUACAUAAAGUACAACUUCUCAAAUAAAGCUACAUGAAGUUCCAUUGUGCAGGGCGAAAA